UUAAAACCAGCGGCGGAACCAUGGGAAGGCCACACUAGGCCCGGGCGCAACCUUCCUCCGCAUGGUGACAAUACCCAGCUCCUCCCAAAUUCAAAGCCCAUCUCUGUGACUCAAUUAGGGCCCAGCCAUCUCUCGCUGCCUCCCAAACCAAAACCCCAAAACUCGAUUUCCCUUCCCCUCUAAUUCUUUCCCUGCGCCAACAUAAGUAAAAUGAAAAAGGGUUAAUAUCCUAGUUUGACCCGAAGUUUGGCGUAAGUGACAGUUAUGGUCCCAUUUCGCAAAUAAGACAUUUAUGGCCUUCUUUUAAAACUAUUGGACAAAUUUGGCCCAAAAUUUUCUCUGACCGUUAAUAUUGACGGUCAAACACUAUUCCGUUAGUGACUCAGCAAACAACCACUGAUGUGGCAUGCCACAUUAUUAAAUAAUAUUAUUUUAAUUUAAUUAAAAUAACAUUAAGAAAUUCCCUUUUAUUAUCCCAAAAUUUUCAUAGCCCCAAAUCCAAACAAUAAUUCCCUAAACUAAAUUUUUGUAAAAAAAAAAUUCACUAAACUAAAUCAGCAUCAACGCCGCCCCCCCUCCUCCUUUCUCUUCUUCACCGAAUCCCUCUCUUCCAUCUAACUGCAUUCUCCACAACCAUUCCCCUCUCCAACCCACCAUUAAAAAACAAUGGCCAAGAUCUCCGAUCAUUCCCUCUCCCCAACAACAGCAUGCCACGACCGCCGCCGCUUGUCCCAAGGAGAAGAGGCGGUGGAGCUUCGUCAAGUCCUAAUGAGAAAAGGACCACCUCGGCAGCGCCUCCGUCCGCGGUCUCGGCCAAGGUACUGCAGGGAGAUCGCGAUGGUUCCUCUUCCGCCUCCGUGAUUCUCCGACGGAUUUCGGUCGCAGAUGACUACGACGCCGACGAGGGCUGUCGCGAGGAAGAGGAGGAUCCGAGCGAACUAUCUCCAUGGUGACGGCGGUGGUGACAACGAAGGUGGUGGAGGCCGCGGUUGCCACUGCAAACGCCGCCGCGAUGGUCGUCUGGCUUACCAGCAGUGGGAGGAAGGAAAUAGAAUUGAGAGGGAUCAGUGAAGAAGAGGAAGGAGGAGGGAGGCGCCUCUUGUUGAUGUUGAUUUAGGGAAUUAGGGUUUGGAUUUGGGGCUUUGGGGAUUUUGGGAUAAUGAAGGGAUUUUCUUAUUUUUUAUUUUAAUUAAAUUAUAAAAUUAAAUUAACAUUAUUUACUUACGUGACAUGCCACAUCAGUGGUUGUUUGCUGAGUCACUAAUGAAAUAGUGUUUGACCGUUAAUAUUAAUGGUCAAAGAAAAUUUUGGACCAAAUUUUGGACGAGUCUAUGGGAUGAAGCGAGUGGGGAUGAAUCGAAGCAAUUGGUUGAUGAUGAAUCAUUCAGGGUGAUCACAUGAAGCUCUCAUGCGUGAAUAGGUGUCAAUCGGGCGGGUUCGGGCUGGGUUCAAUCGGGUUGCGGGUUAGUCGGGUUGCGGGUUCAUCGGUGUAACACCCUACCCUAUACGUUUUGCCUAAUCAUAUUGUUCAUACAAUUGCAGCGGAAUUAAACUUGGGUGUUACAUUAAUUAUCAAAAUUUACCCAAAUAAAAUUUCGACAUGAAUUACUCGCGUAAUGGGCUAACAGUUCUUGCAACUUAUCCUGCAAAAUAAUUCAUAUGAAUCCCUUCAUUCGUAGACAUACAAAUAUAGUCAUAACCUUAUACAUUUCUUCUCAUAGCCAUAGGCACAGUUUCAUACUCCGCAACUGUAUACCUUACUAAUACAUGUCAUAGUCGUCACAACUUACACAGUUACACAACAUAUACACAUAUCAUCAACUUUCCACACCUGUGGAUAUCUCACACUACAUCAGAAGCUAGUAUGCACAUGAAAAACGUUCUCAAAACAUUUUUACAAAAAGGUGUGGAUCACUGGCCAAAAUCCCGAGUAGUAGUCCAAGCACAGAGUAGUUGAAGACCAUACCUCAUCUUGCAUCAACUCUUGCUCAGCUCCACCUAUACACCUAUCUACUGCUGCUGCUGAUGAUCUGCUUACACAUAGCAUAAGCAGAGAAGAAGAAUAAAAGAGGGUCAGCUCAUAGCUGAGUGAGAUAAUCAUAGCAUCGUGAGUUCAUAACAGAGCAUACCCCUACCAUACAUCUAGCAAACAAGCCAAAACACUAGGAUCGGACCUCAGCCAUCCUCAUAUCCCAAUAGGCAAAAGACUCAACCACCUUGACUUAUGCAUAUGCAUCUUAUCAUGUUUUACUCAUAGGCGCCUGGUUACUCCCAUGCUAAUAACUCUCCCGGGAAACAUACCCCACAUCCCGUCGGAUGUAGUCAUACAUACCCCAACAUCUCGUCGGAUGUGGUCAUACAUACCCCACACCACUAUGGGUGUAGUCAUACCCCGACACCGCUCUGGGUGUGGUCAUAUCUCAUAAGAAUUCUUCAGUCACCACCACAUGAGAGGUGUGACUAUCAUACAUAUCAUAAUAGAGUAAUAGCAUAGGG
Linum trigynum is the source of this 2496-nucleotide messenger RNA. Lineage: Eukaryota; Viridiplantae; Streptophyta; Magnoliopsida; Malpighiales; Linaceae. The record is from the annotation of a GenBank genome assembly.